CACACUUUAUUAGACUUUAAUCACUUUUGACUUUAAAUGCUAUCUUUAUUAUUUAUAGUUAAUAGUACUAUCCAAAUCAAUCGCUAUCUCAAUUUCGAAAAAAAAACUCUUCAGUUGGACUUUAAGUCAGACUCAUUGGUUAACAUGCAUGAGUAGAUGGAUGACGCGUAGGAUAGUGUGAAGACAAGAUUUCCAAACUAAAGAGUACUUAGAAUGAGUAAAAGGAAAGCAGAUGAAAGCCCCAAUGCUGAUUUGAGUGAAUUCCUUAUGGAACUAGGAAACUAUGAAAAAAAUGUCAAUCGAGCACUGCACAAGUUUAAUGCUUAUCGCAAAGCAGCUGCAGCCCUUGCAAAAUAUCCAGUUAGAAUUUCAAGUGGAGCUGAGGCAAAGAAGCUUGAUGGAAUAGGAGAGAAGAUUGCCAAGAAAAUUGAUGAAUUUUUACAAACUGGUAAAUUACAAAAGCUAGAAGAGAUACGAGCUGAUGAUCAGAGUGUGGCCAUCAAUGAGCUCACUAAAGUAACAGGUAUUGGGCCUGCUGCAGCACAGAAGUUAGUGAAAGAAAAUAUAAUGUCUAUUGAAGAUCUGAGAAAAAACCCGAGCAUGUUAAAUAAACAUCAGAGAAUUGGACUAGAACAUUUUGAAGAUUUUCAAAAAAAGAUCCCAAGAUCAGAAAUGAUUGAGAUUCAGGAUUUUGUUAAGGGUCAAAUACACAGCUUGGAUAAGAACUAUGAAGUCACAGUGUGUGGGAGUUUUAGAAGAGGUGCAGAGAGCAGUGGUGACAUAGACUUUUUGUUGAGUCACAAAGAUUUCACAUCUAAAUCUGAAAAGAGGCAGCCAUCACUUCUUCAUAGCGUGGUCAAGAAACUUGAAGAUGUUCAUUUCAUCACAGAUACUUUAUCACUUGGAGAUACCAAAUUUAUGGGUGUGUGUCGUCUGCUUUCUAAAAAUGAGACUAAUCAAAAUUUAUAUCGAAGGAUUGAUAUAAGACUAAUUCCUGCAGAUCAGUACUACUGUGCACUGCUUUAUUUUACUGGCUCAGAUGUUUUUAAUGCCAACAUGAGAUCAGAAGCACAGAAACAAGGAUUCAUCCUGAAUGAAUAUGCUAUAAGACCAGUUGGGAGUACUGGUGUUGCUGGAGAAGCUCUGCCAGUAACUAGUGAAGAAGACAUCUUUGAAUACAUUGGAAUGACGUAUGUAGACCCCAAAGACAGAAUUGCUUGAAAUGUUUGCCAAGCUUGUAAAUACAAAGAUUGUUCAAGAAAACAAUAAAGGCAACAAACUGUUAAAUUUGAUGUACUCCCUAUAAAGCUGGUUUCAAACAUUUUAAUUUGACUAGUUACUAGUAUUGUUUUCCUAACAAACGUUUGUCAAACAUUUCUUCCCUUUUGUAAUUGGAAGCUCAAGGAAAUAAAUGAAUCUAUAAGCAUCCUUUAUAUUUAGUUCUCCAGAGCUUUUUGUAAAUAGUUUUCAACUCAGGUUAUCAUAUGGUCAUGUAAAUAUAUUGCGUUCGGUUAAUUAUUGAUAACUAUCUGGUAGACAAAUUUAAAACUGCAUGUGUACAUACUUUAUUGCUAUUUGAAAAGACUUUCAUUCCCUUUAUAUGUUUUAAUGUGACAUGUAUGCACUAGGCAAAACAGCAGGGUUUCUGUCCAGGGCUUUUGCCAGAGAGGAUUUGAGCCUCUCAACCCAUCACUUAAAUGGAGUUUGAUGAUGAUGAUAUUAUGUUUUAUUGAGACUCUAAGAAAUAUGUAAUUCUCAGGGUCCAAGUACUUUAUACAUACCCACAUUAAAGUUUUAGGUCUACGGGAUCAUACACAAGUAUAUAUUGAAAACAUGGCAUUAUUAUUGAAUCUAUAGCUGUUUUUUUUUUUUUUUUUUUUGUAGGCAUUAUAUUAUAUAUAUAAUUUCAUUAAGUCCUUUGUAAUGUUAGCUCUAAGAAGGGAUAUAUUCACUUUUGUUUAGAUUUUUUGACAUAAAUACAAACUUGAUGUCUAACAUUAAGACAAUGGCCCACAGAAUGCUAUUAAAUUCUGGGGAAUAUAAUUGCAAGUUAUUAAUGAUUGCAAUUAUCUUUACAACUGGACUUUGAUGAAUUAGAUGUCAAGUUAUAGUUUUUCUCUUUUUCUUUGCUGAUGCCAAAAAUGAAUCUGCUUUUACAACGUCUAUACUGAUCUGUAUGGUUGUUCUGAAUUUUGAAAGUAAUUUGUAUCAGUCCUAUUCUUUAACAAUGUAACAAUUGAUAAAACACAAAACUUAAAAUGCCAUUAAAGAAUUUUUAUGACAGAUAAACAGAACACUUUAACCCUAACUAGUCUUAGAUUUCAGGUAUGAAAUUAACCCAUUUUAUACAAGUAAACCUCUAUAGAAUAUACUUUUAAAGUCUUUUGAAUACAAAUUUUAAAACUUUAAAGACAUUGCUUUCAAUGACUAAAAAUUACUAGUAACUGUAAAUAUUACUAUUGAACUUACAACAAUGUUUUCGAAACAAUUUAGUAUAGUCUUAAGUUAAAGCUUUGAGUAUAUGUCAGGGUUGUGUACAUGUCUGUAGCAUUACACUAUUUGUUGUUCAUUCAGUUUUUCAUUUUUUUAUAUAUAUAUUUUGAAUACUUUUAAUAAAAUUUCUGAAUAAAUUGUUUUAGUAGGCAGACA
Messenger RNA from Biomphalaria glabrata, 2649 nucleotides. RefSeq names its product DNA polymerase beta-like. The coding region runs from base 214 to 1221 and encodes 335 amino acids. Gene Ontology annotation, cellular component: nucleus. Gene Ontology annotation, biological process: double-strand break repair via nonhomologous end joining. NCBI's taxonomy places the organism in Eukaryota, Metazoa, Mollusca, Gastropoda, Planorbidae. The record is from RefSeq and is a predicted model, not a curated record. Gene Ontology annotation, molecular function: DNA-directed DNA polymerase activity; DNA binding. The transcript has 14 exons.